GUCUCUUCUUCCUCUUCUUCUUCUGUGAGAUCAACGCAGUUGUCGUCCUCGUUGUCGUCCUCAUCCUCAUCCUCAACCCGCACCCGCCCGCCGCUCUCCUCGUCCGCGACGGCCCCUCCCUCCCUACGAAGGUUCAUGUCGUCCCAGUCGAGCUCCUUUUCCGAUGCGUUCUCCGCGUCUGUGAAUUCUUUGCCUUCCGGUCCUGCUGGUUCGGGGUCCGGUUCGAGUCGGAUACCGGGAAAUGGUGGUGGAAUGGGCUCUAUACGGUCCUCGCAUGGCGAGAACGACGAGCAGUACAGGAGACAGCUGGAUCGGAGACGGGCAACCUCGAUAGCAAUGGAGCGCAAGAGAAGGCUGACUGGCGGUCUGGAUGAUGCUUCCCGGAGACGCUCAUUGACCGUCAGCGGCUCUGAUCCUGGCUCCAGCAGUCGGGUCGAUUUGCAACAUCGACCUUUGCCCCCACCGCCGCCUCAGACGGGCGAGGAGGAUGCUGCGCCAGGCUCGUCCCGCGCUACGGCUAUUGAUAUCUUGUCGUCUCCAGAUGCCUCGUCUCGACAGACGAACGGAGCGUGGCCGCGGACUAGGCGGGAGAAUGACUAUAUGGACUACAUUCUACCGCGGUGGCAGCCGGAUGAUGAAGUGGACAAUUGCCCCAUCUGCGGGACGCAUUUCAGCUUCUGGUAUAGAAAACAUCACUGCCGCAAGUGCGGACGGGUCGUCUGUGCGGCAUGCUCCCCGCAUCGGAUUACGAUCCCUCGUCAGUUUAUUGUGCGGCCGCCAGAUCCUAAUAGACGACCGGCGUCGAUGUUCAUUCCUCCCAGUGCGGCUUUUUCGCAGGUGGCGGAUUUGACCGGUGACGGUGCUCAGCAAUCAACGCCGUCCGGGGAGGAUCAACUGGCGUUUAAUCCUGCCCUGGGUGGUGGCGACGAAGUUCGUCUCUGCAAUCCAUGUGUUCCUGACCCGAACCCUGAUCCCCCGCCAGGAUAUGGUGCUGUUCGAUCGGGGUCAACAGCGAGUCAGCCAUUGCAUAGACCCCAUCAUUCCAUGUCCGCUGCCGCAGAUCGGGAUGCACGAAGGCGUAGAUAUGGCAUGUUGUCUCAGUCUGAAGAGUCUGGCACGUCUGGCCUGGCGUCAUACGGGGGUCUGGGCUAUCGUGCUUCGUCCUAUUCUGAUAACCACGAUUCUUCACCACCGGCCUACGCUUCUCCCCGUACUUUCACGGGACAGGCAUCCCAAUUCCUGGGAUCAUUUGGUUCACGACCAUCGCCCAUGCACCAUCGGGACUCGUCCCGGGAUGACAUUGCCAGUUCGUCUUCGACGGGUCUGCGCCCUAGACAGUCCUCUCGCCCGCAUCGCCCUCGCGUUGACGAGCGCGAUAUCUGUCCUAUCUGCAACCACAUUCUCCCUCCACGGGGCCCGGAUGCCAGCGAGGAAGCCCGGGAGGCUCAUAUCCGCGCAUGCAUCGAGGGCCAUGGGCGCUCAUCACCACAUAGUGGCAGUCCGUCGUCGCAGCCGCCACACCCGAUGCGAAUGCUCGCGUUCACCGCCACGGAGAAAGACUGUGUCGGCCAUGAUGGUAUGCCGCAGGAAUGCACCAUCUGCAUGGAGGAGUACGAGGUCGGGCAGCAACUGGCGCGUCUGGAGUGCCUAUGCAAAUUCCAUAAGAGCUGCAUUGUCGAGUGGUUUGGACGGAAGAAAGAGUGUCCUGUCCACAAAGCUGGCUGAGCGGAUCCCCAGUGGAAGCGGCUCUUGAUUUUAUUGUUAUCCCGAUAUCCUAGUAGAUAUGUCUCAUGCGUUCCUUUUGGGAGUCGUUCUGGUUAUAGGAGGUUACUUCACCGCGGCACAUGCCCCCGACAGUUUGGUUGUUCCUUGUUACUGCCCCUCGCGCAUCCACUGGCGUUUGUAUCCUUUUCUUGCUUCAGCCACGAACCCUGUCUCUAGCGUUAUCGUCAAGUCGGUCGUUUUGGUUAUUUUCACCGUGUUACUAUCCCUGGAAGGAAUGAUUGGGUAUUGUUAGCUAG
This is a messenger RNA of Paecilomyces variotii, 2021 nucleotides long. RefSeq names its product putative E3 ubiquitin-protein ligase PIB1. Bases 136 to 1725 code for a protein of 529 amino acids. The transcript is spliced from 3 exons. Gene Ontology annotation, molecular function: metal ion binding. The record is from RefSeq and is a predicted model, not a curated record. Lineage: Eukaryota; Fungi; Ascomycota; Eurotiomycetes; Eurotiales; Thermoascaceae.